CUUCUCGUAACCAUGGCUUCUCGCAACGUGUGUAUGGUGGGCAUGCACUUUGACCGCCCCGGUGCCCCCAGGGUGUACUCUCGCAACGCCAGUGUUUGGUCCGAGUAUGAGAUCGCCAGAAAGGAAAAAUUCAACAUCUCUACAGAAAGGAGGAUCACUGUUGGAGAAGUUGAAGUAAAGUACAUCCCUGAGAAGCCUCUGUCCGAGCGGCUGGCGGGUCUCUCCUCACUCCACAUCUCCAAAGUCCGACGGAUUAUCUAAAUGGCCACGUCCGCGUCCCUUACCCUCCCCGCCCGCUCGUCGGUGACACACGUCCAGUAGGUUAAGCCGCCAGCAUGGAUGAAAAGAAGAAGUGGAAGAGGAAGCUGCCUUAUCGCAUCUAUGACUACAACUACAGGGUCGGCGAGAGCUACUACAACCCGCAAACCGACUACAUCGAGAACCGUGAACUGCUGCGGUCCAAACAACAGCCUCCCGAAGCCGCCUCCUACGCUGAACGCUUCGCCAACAAGCCUUUUUAUGGUAAGACUCGAGGCCUCCCUUAUGAAACCAACGAGUCAGCCUUGUCUCAGCCCUUAGUGAACCGUCGCGCUUCAAGUGGUGGUCGGUCCUCCAGAGGGAGCGAACCUGAUGACAUCCCGCAGCCAUCGAGGUCAGGACGCAACCGAGACCGAAAGCUGUCGUUCAGUUUUGACGAACCAGAACCCGAACCUCGCAGGCGAUUCUCGCUAGUUGACGAUCUAGACUUCAAAAUACCAGUUAGGAGAUACAUCGACUCGGAUUUUGGGUUCAAGACCUCCGUUGGUAAAGAUGCAGUUAGUGGUGACGACUUCGGGAUCAACCCUGCAGCAAAAAAGGGCCUCAUGGAUGAUAUCAAAAAACUUGAGAAAAAAUUCCAGAAGGCUGACCUUAUUGAGAGAGGAACAGGCUCACGAGCCAAGAAGUGGGAGGAAGUGGUGUACAACGAGGCCCUGGACGCCCCGGGCAAAAGGACUGUCAAACAGGAUCAAGCGUCGUACACGAUCCCUGGCACAGGUUCGACGGUCCGAAAGAGUUCUUACCAAGAGACCAGCAAGUUCGAAUCUUCCAAACCUCCGAGAGCUCCCCCGAGGCCAUCUCGUCUCCUAAGCUUAGAAGAUGAUGCUGACUUUAAGCUGCCGCCGAGGCCGAGACGUCGCAAUGUCAGUCUUAGCGACGAUGACUUCAGUUUCUCCUCCUCACGCUCCAUUAAGAGCAUCGUUGACGAUGAAGACAAGAAGUUCCGCUCAGCCAAGAAAAUGUUCGACCAGAGGAAGGCGCAGGAGUCAGAAGAGCUGACCGACAACAUCAACAAAAUGAUCAAGAAGAUGAGGAAACACAGCAUCGGAGACGGUGACGCUUAUAAGUACAGCAGGACUCUCCGCUCCUCCUCCCUUGACCCCUAUGAGAGCGAGCCCAGGGUGAAGUCUCGAUCGCACCAGUUCACGUACGGUUUCUCCAAGUAAAGCAUCUCACUUUCUUCUCUCUUGAAACUUUUAGAUAAAUUGUUCUUAUACUCCAUCAGAUCAACUUUUUCUUGUUAUAAUGCGUAUGGCAUCUACACUGAUACUUCUCCUUUAUAUACUAUUAGGCCCCUAAUGUAACGAAAAAUAUAUAGAUAUAUAUUUAUAUAUUUAAGAUUCAUCUGAAGGUUGUUGAGCAGUUAACGCUUGUGUCACAUCUUAAUCUAAGACAGACUCAGUAAUGCAGGUGUAAAAGACAUAUGUCUAUGAGAGACCAUACUUUAUCUUCAUGAGAUAGUGGUUAAUCAUCCUGUGGACAAUAGAGCUUGUAAAUAGUAAGCUGCUGUAUGAUACAAGAUAGUCUCAUAUUCUAGCUUCCUAUUGGCGGGUUUUAUUUGGUUUUCAUUUUGCUCGUCUUGACGCGCUUAGGCAGCUUCCGGUGACGUCAUCAGUGACGAGGAGAUGUAUUGGAUCAUAGCCCCUGUAAAAUUAUUGAAAUUGUCCAAUUAUAUCUAACUUUGCUGUGAUGUCAUCGACAAUCUAAUUGGACUAACACUCUAUGGCUUGUAUUCGUCUAUGUUUAGAUUUUUUUGUCAGUUUUGUCUCUAUAUUCCCUUGAUGCUGAUUGGUCACUCCACGUGACACCAAAAUCACUUGGUAACCCAAAAUUCUCCUAUUGUGAAGCCAUCCACUCUGAGAUUAUUGCUCUUGUUAACUAAUUGUAUAUUUUAAAAUAUAAAUAAAAGUACAACAAUAAA
This is a messenger RNA of Homarus americanus (American lobster), 2239 nucleotides long. RefSeq lists its product as uncharacterized. Bases 336 to 1484 code for a protein of 382 amino acids. The transcript is spliced from 2 exons. Lineage: Eukaryota; Metazoa; Arthropoda; Malacostraca; Decapoda; Nephropidae. The record is from RefSeq and is a predicted model, not a curated record.